UUUUCCUCAUCCUGCAGACGGCGAGUCUCUGAGCAGAACAUCAUCCAGUCUACAGUUCUUUAGUCCAUCCUGGUUCUUCAGAGGAUUAAAGAGUCUUCAGAGCAGCAUCAGAACCAGUCUGACCAGUCUAACCACAGCAGCUCCAGGAACUGGGAGAGAUAAUAACGGCUCUAUUGUCUCCAUCAGGAACUAUCACUAGUAUUAUUAUUAUUAGUUUCCUGCAGGAACUGCAGACAGGGAGGACUGAACUGAUCAUCUACUGGAACAACUGCUUUUAUUAUUAACUGAAGGAGAUAAAUCCCAAAAGGAUGAAAGGUCUUCCAGGAGGUGAAUCCAGACCUGAACAGUCUGACUGAGAUGUGAAUGUAACAGGACAGAAGCAAUGGGGAGCUCCGUCCUCCUGCUGGCCGGCCUGGUGUCCACGCUGGGCGGUCUGGUCUUCGGUUACGAGCUGGGCAUCAUCUCCGGCGCUUUGCUGCAGCUCAAAGCCGAGUUCAGGCUCUCGUGCGUCCAGCAGGAGGCGCUGGUCAGCUCUCUGCUGGUCGGAGCUCUGCUCGCCUCCGUCGUGGGCGGCUGGCUGAUCGACCACCGCGGCCGCAGGACCUCCAUCCUCCUCGGCAACGUGUUGCUCCUGACCGGCAGCAUGGUGCUGCUCGUCGGCUCCUACUGGGCUCUGGUGGUGGGCAGGAUGACGGUGGGCUUCGCCAUGUGCAUAUCCUCCAUGUCCUGCUGCAUCUACGUGUCCGAGAUGGUGACCCCGGACCGCAGGGGCCUCCUGGUGACGCUGUAUGAGGCUGGGAUCACUGUGGGCAUCCUGGCAGCGUACGCCAUGAACUACAUCCUGUCUGACUCUAGCGGAGGGUGGAGGUGGAUGUUUGGGUUCGCCGUCGUACCGACUGUGAUCCAGCUGCUCUCCAUCUGGUUCCUUCCAUCCAGCACCGAGGAGUCUUUGUGCCAAAGAGACCUCGUGAGUUCAGAUGUCUGCUCCAGCGUGGACAACAGGAAGUACAACAGCGUGUACCUGUUCCAGCGUAAAGACAACAUGAGGACUCGGACCGUCAUCGGCCUCGGGCUGGUUCUGUUCCAGCAGUUCACGGGUCAGCCGACCGUCCUCCUCUACGCCUCCACCAUCCUCCACUCGGUGGGCUUUCAGAGCGACGCCUCGGCCGUGCUGGCGUCCGUCGGUCUGGGCUCGGUCAAAGUGAUCGUCACUCUGACCUCCAUGGUGUUUUCGGACCGGGUGGGCCGGAGGCCGCUGCUCAUCAGCGGAUGCUCCGUCAUGGCGCUGUGUCUCAUAACCAUCGGACUCCUCAGUGGACCAUCAUCGAUGAACGCUGAGAGAGCGUGUAGCUCUGAGGACUUCAGCGUUAACAGGACAGACCUGCCUCCUUUACCUGUCGUCAAUCAGUCAGCUGUUGACUCACCUUUAGAUAGAAGACUCUUCAACAACACACAAGAUGAAGCUGUUGAUGAAGUCAGACAGAAACCAGCCGUCUCUCCUCCGGACUCUCCUCCGGCGUCUCCUCCGGCGUCUCCUCCGGCUUCUCCUCCGGACUCUCCUCCCAGCGUCCUCGGCUCAGUGGUGAACUGGAUCAUUCUGGUGUGUUUGAUGGCGGUUGUCAGCGCGUACUCCGCUGGAUUUGGACCAAUGACCUGGCUCCUCCUGACGGAGAUAUUCCCGGCUGCUAUCAGAGGAAGAGCGUUCGCUUUCACCAACUGCUUCAACUGGGCCGCCAACCUGCUGCUCACCUUCACCUUCUUGAAUUUCAUCGAUGCCGUCGGUCUGUCGGGGGUGUUUCUGGUGUACGGGAUGACCUCGGUGGCGGCGGCGGUUUUCUUCUACGUUAUGUUACCAGAGACUAAAGGCAAGACUCUGGAGGAGAUCGACAAGGAGCUACGCUCAAACAAGUUUUACCGCGGAGAGGAGUGCUAUCGCAUCAUCAGCUGGAGAAACACGUCACCUCAGUACCAGAGAGUGUCUCUGUCCAGUUAACCCUUCAGAGUGACUCAUUAUAUGAUGUCAUAUUGACAUAAAUACCAUCUGAGUUUUACA
This is a messenger RNA of Sebastes umbrosus (honeycomb rockfish), 2053 nucleotides long. It is a transcript of the gene slc2a10, whose product is annotated as solute carrier family 2 member 10. Gene Ontology annotation, biological process: transmembrane transport. The record is from RefSeq and is a predicted model, not a curated record. The transcript is spliced from 6 exons. Lineage: Eukaryota; Metazoa; Chordata; Actinopteri; Perciformes; Sebastidae. Bases 383 to 1993 code for a protein of 536 amino acids. Gene Ontology annotation, molecular function: transmembrane transporter activity. Gene Ontology annotation, cellular component: membrane.